Messenger RNA from Trypanosoma theileri, 654 nucleotides. Its product is annotated as charged multivesicular body protein 6. The transcript has a single exon. Gene Ontology annotation, biological process: vesicle budding from membrane; late endosome to vacuole transport via multivesicular body sorting pathway. The record is from RefSeq and is a predicted model, not a curated record. Gene Ontology annotation, cellular component: ESCRT III complex; multivesicular body. NCBI's taxonomy places the organism in Eukaryota, Euglenozoa, Kinetoplastea, Trypanosomatida, Trypanosomatidae. Bases 1 to 654 code for a protein of 217 amino acids.
AUGGGUUCUCGGGAGAGCAAGGCAAGCAGUCAGAGAACGGCACCACCCGUCUCGGAGAAGGUUAUGAUCACUUCAUCGGAUAGGGUUCAACUUGAGCUAAAGUUACAGCGUGACAAGCUAGCGGCAGCGAUAAGAAAAUACGAAAGUAGUGCAAAAGAAGAGAGAACAAAGGCUAGUGAGUUCCUUCGUUCUGGUAAUCGUCGUAAGGCGCUGUAUUGUCUGAAACGGGAACAGGCCCAGCGGUCACAGGUUACAACUGUCACAGACAUGCUAAAUAAUGUUCAAAGUCUCCUUGAUACCGUUGAAUUUAGUCAAAUUGAAAUGGAGGUUUUUCAUGCUUUAAAAACUGGUAAAGAUGAGCUCUCGAAAUUGAAUUCCAUGUUAAACGUAGAUGAUAUUGCUGAGCUUAUGGAUGGUACAGCGGAGACAAUAGAGGAAGCACGUCGUAUUGAUGCUCUUUUGGCCCAACCUCUUGAUGGAUUUGAUGAAGAUGCCCUUAUCAAUGAAUUGAUGUCUGAAGAUCCAAUUGUUCAUCCUGAAAGUGAACCCGGGUUGAAACAUGUUGUUGUUCCGGCCCAUGAUCUUCCCCUAACUGAAAAGCAAGAAAACCAUGUCUCUAAUAAUAGAUUGGAUGAAGCAAUGCUGCCAGCGUAG